AAUUCCGACAGCGUCAAUUGGGCGUUACUUUUCGGGAAAUGCCGAUCCGUAGUGCAACCUCCGGGAUUCGGUUGUGAUUGGUGCCGAGAUUAAGUUGCGGCGCCCGGCUCUUGGCGAAUUUUCGAAAGAUCAGUUUGCGUACUGGGUGACAUAAUUGCUUACAAGGGGGAUCUGUGACGACCCCAGUGGGAAUUGGGCCAGUGCUUGCGCUGAGGAGCGAUGAUCAAUGGGACGUUCCCGGAACUGGAGACGGAGGUGUCGUAAUUCCCCCGCCCGCCGGCUUAACUAAAGAUAGACGCUACCCCGUGCCCCCGAUACUAAAUUACCCCACAAUUGAUAAUUGAGCGGAAUUGAAUUAAAUCACAGCAGCCUGGGCAGAGGCACCCAAAUCUGGGCAGCUCAUGGGCUCAGUGAGCCACCGACGAACGCGAGAGUCGGACAUAUAUACCAUCCAAAUCCAACGUAGUUAGUCGCCAUGGCGAACAUCGAGGAGAUUCUGGGCGAGCUGCAGCAGUUCGCCUGGCCGGACUAUGUGGCCUUUGUUUCGAUGUUCCUGCUCUGCAUCGGGAUUGGGAUAUACUUCGGGUUCAUGAACAAGUCCGUUUCCGAGGAUGACUAUAUGCUAGGCGGCAGAAAGAUGCUGGUAAUCCCCAUCGCCUUCUCCUUGGUGGCCAGCUUUGUAUCCGGAAUCACGCUGCUCGGUCUUCCCACGGAGGUCUACUCCUAUGGGAUCCAGUAUCUCUAUGUGGCCUGCGGCGUCAUCGGCAUGGGUGUGGUAAUGGGUGUUUUUUACCUACCCGUUUUCCACGACCUGAAUAUCACAUCCACCUACGAGUAUCUGGAGAUUCGCUUUGAUCGCAGGCUACGCCUUUACGGAUCAGUUAUGUUUGCCAUUAUGAAUGUGGCCUAUCUGCCCAUAGUAAUCUAUGUACCUGCGUUGGCCUUCAACCAGGUGACGGGAAUUGGAGUCCAUACGAUCACGCCGAUCGUGAGCAUCAUCUGCGUUUUCUACACCAGCUUGGGAGGAUUAAAGGCAGUGGUCUGGACGGACGUGGUGCAGGCAGUGUCCAUGGUUGGAGCGCUCUCCUUGGUGGCGAUAAAGGGUACGCACGACAUUGGAGGAGCUGGAGUGGUACUGGAGCGAGCUUGGAACAGCGAUCGGCUGGAAGCACCAGAUCUUCGCAUCGAUCCCACUGUGCGCCACACCUUCUGGUGCCUGUUCUUCGGAGGGAUUGUCUACUGGACGCAGACCAAUGCUGUUUCCCAGAACAUGAUCCAGAGGUACUUGUCCCUUCCGUCCCUCGGCGAUGCCCGGAAAGCGCUCUGCAUCUUCUGCGUCGGCGUGCUCAUCCUGAUGGCGCUCUGUGGAUACAAUGGGCUGCUGAUCUACGCCACCUACCAGAACUGUGAUCCCCUGACCACCAAGCUGGCAAAAGCCCGAGAUCAACUCCUCCCGCUCUUUGUGAUGAAGACCCUGGGCGAACUGCCCGGCAUGACUGGACUCUUCAUUGCCGGCGUCUUCAGUGCCGCCUUAAGUUCCCUUUCCACCUGCCUCAACUCCAUGUCUGCCGUGGUUCUGGAGGAUUUCGUCAAGCCUUACGUGAAGAAACCGCUUACCAGCUCGGCCAUCAACUGGAUCAUGCGCCUGGUGGUCGUCGGAGUGGGAGCCCUCUGUGUGUGCCUGGUCUACGUGGUGGAGCACAUGGGCACUGUCCUUCAGCUGACCAUGAGUCUGGAGGCGAUUACGAACGGUCCUUUGUUUGGUAUCUUUACUAUAGGUCUGUUUCUACCCUGGAUCAAUGGAAAUAGCGCUUUGCUGGGCGGGAUUAUGGGUGUAAUAGCCAUGUCCUGGGUGAGUCUAAAUGCCCAAUGGGCCAUCGCCUCUGGAGCCAUUAGCUACCAUACGAAACCGUUGAAUGUGGAGCAGUGCGACUACAGCUACAAUAUGACCACCAGUCUGGCCAACUCAACGCACCUGGUGGCAUCUGCUGAGGACAUCUUUCCGCUCUACCGGAUCUCUUAUAUGUGGUACACCACUUUUGGUGCCUCCAUCACUAUAAUCGUAGCUCUGCUAGGAACCUUGGUAUUUGGAAAGAAUAAUCCCAACAAAGUGGAUCCAGUGCUGCUCACUCCCUGCAUACGAAAGUUCUUUGCUUUCGGCUCUGAAAAGCCCAUGGAUGCCUACAAGGCCGACAUUCCACUACAGCACAAGCUCCGUCACGACGAGGUGGCCUUAUGAUCAUGCGAAUGCGAUCCCAUUUGGAUAUGCUGAAAUCUAAUGCUGGGUAAAUGUUUCCAUUUUAACCUAAACGAUUUCGAUCCCUUGUAAUAUUAAAAGAAUUAAAUAUCUACAUUUUA
Molecule: messenger RNA, 2358 nt
Organism: Drosophila subpulchrella
Lineage: Eukaryota; Metazoa; Arthropoda; Insecta; Diptera; Drosophilidae
Gene: bumpel
Product: sodium-coupled monocarboxylate transporter 1
Exons: 8
Coding region: 476-2239 (587 amino acids)
Biological process (GO): transmembrane transport; sodium ion transport
Cellular component (GO): membrane
Molecular function (GO): symporter activity
Source: RefSeq, a predicted model, not a curated record